This is a messenger RNA of Pungitius pungitius (ninespine stickleback), 1610 nucleotides long. Its product is annotated as low choriolytic enzyme-like. Bases 750 to 1526 code for a protein of 258 amino acids. Gene Ontology annotation, molecular function: zinc ion binding; metalloendopeptidase activity. Lineage: Eukaryota; Metazoa; Chordata; Actinopteri; Perciformes; Gasterosteidae. Gene Ontology annotation, biological process: proteolysis. The transcript has 8 exons. The record is from RefSeq and is a predicted model, not a curated record.
UGAAAUAUUGAGUGACUAUGUUUUAUAAAGAAACUACAGACAGCGGUCAAUCAGUAUUAAUUAGUAGUUUUUUUUAUUCUCUUUUCUUUUUCUCUGCUCAUACAUUUAUUACAGCUCCUUAUUAUCUGUCCCUCAAUGAAUUCAUUGAGGAUUCAAUCUGAGUUGGUGUUGCAUAUUUCAGCUAAGCAUGUGUUUUUGUAAUUGAUGAAAAUGAAAAAUAAUUUGUUUUGUAGCUAGGAAAAAGUUAUUUUCUCAUUAACAAAUGGUGACUAUUUCCUUGAUUAAUCCUAGAGAACAGUCUCACAGCCCAACGGGACGUCAUUAAAUAGCUUAUUUACAAUCGGUCCAAAACCCCAAAACAUUCAACGCACUAUUAAUAUAAAAAUGACCCUAUUAUUUGUUUUAUAUUGUUAGCGAUCCGUUAUUUUCAGAAUAAACGUUCACGACGGGUCCAGAUCUCAUUCGGAGAUUCCCUGCUGUUUAAAAAGGCCGUCUGAAAUCUGAUGCUAAGCGAGUUGACCGCAGCCUUUGGUCUUUGUACUGUAACCCCCCCCUCACACACCCCACCCCUCCUCAGAACAACAUCUACCCCUUGAGGCAACAGUGUGCACUCCCAUUAGCUGUGUGUUCAGGCCCAUCCGACACCUUGCUCUAAUCUCUGCACACAGACCGCGGUGUAUAAAGACGGCCCCACAUGGACUUCCGCAUCCAAAAGCGUCGUCUACGAGCAUCAGCACCUUCAGACAAAUAUGGAUCUCAGAGCAGUGUUUUCUCUUCUUCUGGUUCUGGGCCUCAGUUGUGCCGAAGAGGGCAUCGAUCAUGACACUGCUAAGGAAGAGGAUCUAACCACAGUUAUUAUGAGGAUGAACAACGGGUCAGAUGGCUAUCUGAUGGAAGGAGAUAUGGUGAUUCCAACAAAAAGGAAUGCCAUCAAGUGCAGUAAUUCAAGAGAUAGCUGUCUCUGGCCAAAGGGUGCUAGCGGCUUCGUGGAAGUCCCAUUCGAGAUGAGCGAUAAUUACGACGACACCGACAAGAGUGUGAUUUACGCCGCGAUGAACGAGUUCAGGGCCAAAACCUGCAUCCGCUUCGUUCCACGUCGCGGUGAGACCGCGUACCUGAGCAUCCAACCGAGAGCCGGGUGUUUCUCGUCGGUGGGCCGCGUCGGGUUCUUACAGGUGGUGUCACUGCAGAGGUUCGGCUGCGUGGUAAACGGCAUCGUUGAGCACGAGCUGAUGCACGCGCUGGGCUUCUACCACGAGCACACUCGCGCCGACCGCGACAAUUACGUCUCAAUCAAGUGGGACAACAUCUCUUCUGAUAUGCAGUAUAACUUUGUGAAACAGGAUUCGGAUUAUCUCAACACUCCGUAUGAUUACACAUCCGUGAUGCACUACGGAAAAACGGCCUUCGCAAAUCCGGGAACAGAAUCCAUGAUCCCGAUCCCCGACCCCAAAGUUCCCAUCGGGCAAAGAGUGACUAUGUCCCAAAUCGACCUUCUCCGGAUCAAGAGACUCUACAAGUGCUGAUGUCACCCAGGUGUUUGUUAACAUUCAUGUGACGUCAUGAUAAUAAAACUAUUUCAUUCACUCAAUUCUUUUGUCUUUUACUUG